AUGUCUACUACCGAAGAGACUCCUUCCGUUGGGGAAGACCUGAACCCCAACCAGCGACUCACUCUUGAAGAGAUGGUCUUGGAGGAAAAUAUGCCUAACCUCUACGACGACAAGGUUCCGGCUAAGUGGCUUGGUGAGGUUGUCAUGACUUGGAUCAGACAGAAGAAACCUCCCAUUUCUGGCGAAUUGGCACGGGCUAUCUACGGGAGCACGCAUUUUCCAAGAAUGCAGGCGCCGGAGUACGAGCUCAUCUCCGCUAUCGUCGACGAAGAAGCCAAGAAUCUUGCUCUCGAGAACCGUCUCGCUGACCGCAUGCUGUGGCCUAGCACCGAUCCGAUUAGCUUCUCGCUGUUGAAGGCCGCUGAGGCGCACACCUUCCUCGAAGAGUGCAUCACGGCUGUGCCCAAAUCUUCGGGCCGAUACGNGCUGAGGCGCACACCUUCCUCGAAGAGUGCAUCACGGCUGGGCGCAAGUGGGACUCCGUCGCUCCCGANUGACGCUCAUCACCUGUUGCGAGUAAAGGCUUCGUUGCACCUUUUCGAAGGCUGGGCAGAACAGAAGGGGCGCAAGUGGGACUCCGUCGCUCCCGACUACUAUCAAGUCAAGCGGGCGUGGGCCGACGCUUGGGCCGCCGACCCUGUCUUCAAGGAUCUCUUCCUUAAGAUCAAGGACCCAGCUACGAUGUGCGCCUUUCUCACCUUGGGACCAGGCCAGUAUCGCAAGGUGGUGGAAAGUGUUGAUACCUUGUUGGCCAAACCUGUCAUUACCAUUGAAGACCUUAUUGCGGCUGAGAAGCCCUAUAUCCGUUUGCCUCUGAAGCGUGAUCUUGCGGGGCCUACACCGAACCCCAAGAAGCAGAAAGGCAAAGGGGGGAAAGGCUCCAACAAGGGCUCCAAGGGAAACCUGAAUCUGAAUGGGGACAAGUGCCGCACCUGCAUUGAACAGGGCGUCUCUGAGGCCGAAGCGCCUGUGUGGACUCCUGAACAUCGGAAGGCCAAGCAUCCCAAGAAGAAUGAGAAGGGUUUUCGGGGCGGUCUGAAGUGA
Messenger RNA from Diutina rugosa, 1044 nucleotides. RefSeq lists its product as uncharacterized. The transcript is spliced from 2 exons. Bases 1 to 1044 code for a protein of 347 amino acids. The record is from RefSeq and is a predicted model, not a curated record. NCBI's taxonomy places the organism in Eukaryota, Fungi, Ascomycota, Pichiomycetes, Serinales, Debaryomycetaceae.